UUUUUUUUUGUAUAAUGAGUUCAUUACCAUUGACUGUACAAGACGAUAUUGAAGCCAAAGAGAAAUAUGCAGCACAACAAAGACAGACCAGUAGAAAGUGUAGCUCACGUCGUAUUCGAGUAUUGUUCAUUAUAGGCAUACUUUCCUUAUUGACAAUGAUACUUGUACGCUAUACUGGUUCCAACGAUACAAGUAUGAUUGUAGGUGAUGAAUUGGACAUCACUACUCAAGAAGAACAGACGAAAACAGAACCCAUCAGUCUAUUAGAAGAGAUCAAAGGAUUGAUUGAACAGCAUAGGCUGAUUGUCUUUUCAAAGACUUAUUGCCCAUACUCAAGAAAAGCUAAACAACUACUGAAUACAUACGACUUAAAAGAACCCUUGACAGUGAUCGAAGUCGACUUGAGAGAUGAUGAUUAUCAAGUCAAAAUGGUAUUGAAGCAAAUUUCAGGCAGAGACACAUUUCCUAAUAUUUUUCUGAAUAAUCACACAUUGGGUGGUUCCGAUGACCUUGAAAUAUUACAUGAAACAGGACAACUCACAGCACUGUUGAUUCAAAAUCAUUUGUUGAGUUGAUUGAAUUUAAAAGUCCCUUAAAAAAAUAAUAAAGGGGAUUUUUUUUUUUUU
Messenger RNA from Gilbertella persicaria, 626 nucleotides. Its product is annotated as thioredoxin-like protein. The coding region runs from base 15 to 575 and encodes 186 amino acids. Gene Ontology annotation, cellular component: cytoplasm. The record is from RefSeq and is a predicted model, not a curated record. The transcript is spliced from 3 exons. Gene Ontology annotation, biological process: cellular response to oxidative stress. Gene Ontology annotation, molecular function: glutathione disulfide oxidoreductase activity. NCBI's taxonomy places the organism in Eukaryota, Fungi, Mucoromycota, Mucoromycetes, Mucorales, Choanephoraceae.